Messenger RNA from Meriones unguiculatus (Mongolian gerbil), 4056 nucleotides. RefSeq names its product adaptor related protein complex 1 subunit beta 1 (gene Ap1b1). The record is from RefSeq and is a predicted model, not a curated record. The transcript is spliced from 22 exons. Lineage: Eukaryota; Metazoa; Chordata; Mammalia; Rodentia; Muridae. Gene Ontology annotation, molecular function: clathrin binding. Bases 228 to 3080 code for a protein of 950 amino acids. Gene Ontology annotation, biological process: intracellular protein transport; vesicle-mediated transport. Gene Ontology annotation, cellular component: clathrin adaptor complex; membrane coat.
GCAGCUCACUUCCGCUCGGCAGGUGACAGCCGUGGGGCUUGGAGCGGCCGGGUGCAGCGACGCACCGGCGGAGAGGGAGGCCGAAGCUGCGGGUAUUUUGCUCCUGAAGCGAGCCGAGCCGUGGCACCCGGCGCCGUUUGGACUUGCGGGUGAGGAGAAAGGCAGUCCGGCGAGACAGGAGAAGAACUGAAGGGGUCCGAGAGUCUGGCCACAGAUAAAGGACCAAAAUGACUGACUCAAAAUACUUCACAACAACCAAGAAAGGGGAAAUCUUCGAGCUGAAAGCAGAGCUGAACAGUGACAAGAAGGAGAAGAAGAAGGAGGCGGUAAAGAAAGUGAUUGCAUCGAUGACUGUGGGCAAAGAUGUCAGUGCUCUCUUCCCUGAUGUGGUGAACUGUAUGCAGACAGACAACCUGGAGCUAAAGAAGCUGGUGUAUCUGUACUUGAUGAACUAUGCCAAGAGUCAGCCAGAUAUGGCCAUUAUGGCUGUCAACACUUUUGUGAAGGACUGUGAGGACCCCAACCCCCUCAUCCGGGCCCUGGCUGUGAGAACUAUGGGCUGUAUCCGAGUUGACAAGAUCACAGAGUACUUGUGUGAACCACUCCGGAAGUGCCUGAAGGAUGAAGAUCCAUAUGUGCGCAAGACAGCAGCUGUGUGUGUAGCCAAGCUCCAUGACAUCAAUGCUCAACUAGUAGAAGAUCAGGGUUUCCUGGACACACUUAAAGACCUCAUCUCUGACUCUAACCCCAUGGUGGUAGCAAAUGCGGUGGCUGCCCUCUCAGAGAUCGCUGAGUCGCACCCCAGUAGCAACCUGCUUGACUUGAACCCACAGUCCAUCAACAAGCUGCUGACAGCCCUUAACGAAUGCACUGAGUGGGGCCAGAUCUUCAUUCUAGACUGUCUGGCCAACUACAUGCCCAAGGAUGACCGUGAGGCCCAGAGCAUCUGUGAGAGGGUCACUCCUAGGCUCUCCCAUGCCAACUCUGCGGUGGUGCUGUCUGCUGUGAAGGUGUUGAUGAAGUUCAUGGAGAUGUUGUCCAAGGACCUGGACUAUUACGGCACAUUGCUCAAGAAGCUGGCACCUCCUCUGGUCACACUGCUGUCAGCAGAGCCAGAGCUUCAGUAUGUGGCUCUGCGCAACAUCAACCUCAUCGUGCAGAAAAGGCCAGAGAUCCUGAAGCAUGAAAUGAAGGUUUUCUUUGUGAAGUACAAUGACCCCAUCUAUGUGAAGCUGGAGAAGCUGGACAUCAUGAUCCGCCUGGCCUCCCAGGCCAACAUCGCCCAGGUACUGGCAGAACUCAAAGAGUAUGCUACAGAGGUAGAUGUGGAUUUUGUACGGAAGGCCGUGCGUGCCAUCGGCCGCUGCGCCAUCAAGGUGGAGCAAUCUGCAGAGCGCUGUGUGAGCACAUUGCUUGAUCUCAUCCAGACCAAGGUCAACUAUGUGGUUCAGGAAGCCAUUGUGGUCAUUAAGGACAUCUUCCGCAAGUACCCCAACAAGUAUGAGAGUGUGAUAGCCACACUGUGUGAGAAUCUGGACUCCCUGGAUGAGCCUGAGGCCCGUGCUGCUAUGAUAUGGAUAGUGGGCGAGUAUGCUGAGCGCAUUGACAAUGCAGAUGAGCUGCUGGAGAGCUUCCUCGAAGGUUUCCAUGAUGAGAGCACUCAGGUCCAGCUACAGCUGCUGACAGCCAUUGUGAAGCUAUUCCUGAAGAAGCCAACAGAGACUCAGGAGCUGGUGCAACAGGUCCUCAGUUUGGCCACUCAGGACUCAGACAACCCGGACCUUCGGGACCGUGGCUACAUCUACUGGCGCCUGCUCUCCACGGACCCUGUAGCUGCCAAAGAAGUGGUGCUGGCUGAGAAGCCCCUCAUCUCAGAGGAGACGGACCUUAUUGAGCCUACACUGCUGGACGAGCUCAUCUGCUACAUUGGCACACUGGCCUCUGUCUACCACAAGCCACCCAGCGCCUUUGUGGAGGGCGGCCGGGGAGUGGUGCAUAAGAGCCUGCCACCCCGAACUGCCUCGAGUGAGAGCACAGAGAGCCCUGAGACAGCCCCAGCUGGAGCACCUUCUGGUGAUCAGCCUGAUGUCAUCCCUGCCCAGGGUGACCUGUUAGGUGACCUCCUCAACUUGGACCUUGGCCCCCCAGUGAGUGGCCCACCCUUGGCUGCCUCCUCAGUGCAGAUGGGAGCUGUGGAUCUUCUUGGUGGUGGCCUCGACAGCCUGAUGGGGGAUGAGCCUGAAGGGAUUGGAGACACCAACUUUGGGGCACCUCCAGCACCAGUGACAACAGCAGCAGCUCCAGCCAGACUUGGAGCACCCAUCAGCAGUGGCUUAAGUGACCUCUUUGACCUGACCAGUGGCGUGGGCACCCUUUCAGGAUCCUACGUAGCUCCCAAAGCAGUCUGGCUCCCUGCAAUGAAGGCCAAGGGGCUGGAGAUCUCCGGCACUUUCACCCGCCAAGUUGGCUCCAUCUCCAUGGACCUUCAGCUGACUAACAAGGCCCUGCAGGUCAUGACAGAUUUUGCCAUCCAGUUCAAUCGGAACAGCUUUGGCCUGGCCCCUGCCGCACCACUCCAGGUACAUGCACCGCUCAGUCCCAACCAGACUGUGGAGAUCUCCCUGCCUCUUAACACAGUAGGCUCAGUCAUGAAGAUGGAGCCUCUAAACAACCUUCAGGUGGCCGUGAAGAACAACAUUGAUGUCUUCUACUUCAGCACCUUGUACCCACUGCAUGUCCUCUUUGUGGAGGAUGGGAAGAUGGACCGGCAGAUGUUCCUGGCCACAUGGAAAGACAUUCCCAAUGAGAAUGAAGCCCAGUUCCAGAUCAGAGACUGCCCGCUCAACACAGAGGCUGCAAGCAACAAGCUGCAAAGCAGUAACAUUUUCACCGUUGCCAAGAGGAAUGUGGAGGGCCAGGACAUGCUCUACCAGUCUCUGAAGUUGACCAAUGGCAUCUGGGUGCUGGCAGAGCUGCGGAUCCAGCCAGGCAACCCCAGCUUCACGCUGUCCCUCAAGUGCCGAGCACCGGAGGUGUCCCAGCAUGUAUACCAGGCCUACGAGACCAUCCUCAAGAACUGAAGUCCCUCCAACAUCCACCCGAGCCUUCUGCCAGCCCUGUCGUGGAGCCCUGUGGGUGGCAGUACCUCCUCCUUUCUUUAGGAAAAGGCCAGGUGGGCUCCUGACCCCCCAGGAGGCUCUCCUGAUCCUAAGGGCCCAGAGCAGGGGCCAUGCCCCCUCCUGGAGGAACCUCUCAGUGCAUCUCCAGUGGCUGCUGUUGAUGUGGGAUCAAAGGAGAUGGAGCCAGAGCAGCAGCAGAAGCUGGACAGGAGGCCUCAGGGUGCUCUUCCUUCUCCCUCUGCCUGGGGGUGAGCGUGGAACUCCCCUUGGGGUCCCAGCCCAUAAUCCCUGCUCUGUCUUCCCACUGAGCCUGUCCUGGGUAGAGUCCUCUGGGUGCCAAUGUUACUGCUCUGUCACAGUCCUGGGACUCCAGGGGCUGGAGGUGGUGACGGGCCGGCAUGAGCCUAAAGAGACAACCUGGGCCAGCACAGCACCAUCCACCAUAUGCGCCAGGUGGAGCUGCUGUGACCACCUGGAUGGUCCAGAGUCCAUCUGGGAUUCUGUUCCCUCAUGCCCUAGAGGAUGGUCACUGCCGAAAAAAACAUUCCUUGGUGUCCCCUCUGUGAGUCCAGGGCUCUUAGAACAGAAAUAGGGUGGAAAGUGGAGUAAGGGGCAGUGGAAAUGCUUCCAGUGUGAGGCUCCUAAGGGUUCUCUAUCGUCCACUGCCCUCCCCAGGCUCCCCAGUCUCAGUGUGUAUGACAGUGAUGGGUUUCCCUGUCACUGCUGUUUGAUAAUAAAGAGAUUCUGCUUUUGGCAGUCACGCACACUUCUUUCCCUUUACAAAGAAAGACCAGCCUAAGGAACUGCUUUUGGGUGGCUGGGGAUAAUGUCUGACCCCUGCAGUCAUUAUAUCUAAUACGUAUAAAUAGAAAAUAUAUAUAUUGUAUGUUUACUCUUAUUUUCAAAAAGAGAAAGUGAAUAAAAAUGAUGAGAUCAA